UAUGUACGCAUGCACGAUACCUAUAUAUUUAACUGCAUUCAUCCAUCUCCUACCAACAAACACGUAAAUCUUCAAGGAAAAAAUGGCAGAUCAAAACAUCGUCGUUGUUCCCGAUUCAAACAAUUUGUUCGACUUCGUGGCGAAAAAGGGCCACGGAAUCAAAGGUUUGGUAGAUUCAGGCAUUGCAAAAGUGCCGGAACUAUACAUCCAACCACCACAAGAACGAGUUUUUGAUCAUCAUCAAGAAGUCAAAUAUCUAUCCGUCUCCAACAACUCCUCCAUUUCAUCCUUAUUAAGUCCAAUCGAUUUAUCCAAACUCGACGGUCCGGAGCAUGAAAAAGUGGUGGAUGAUAUUGUUAGAGCUGCUAAAACAACUGGAUUUUUCCAGGUGAUCAACCAUGGUGUGGAUUUGGAAAGUUUGGAGUCCAUCAAAGAUGCCGCUCACCGGUUUUUCUCGCAACCGACGGAUUCAAAAACGGUUUAUCUUAAGGGAGCGAGUAUUAGUCCCUAUGUAAGAUACACAACCAGUUUUGCACCGGAGAAAGAAAAGAAACUAGAAUGGAGAGAUCAUAUCAGUAUGAUUUACACCAAUGACAAUGAUGCAGAAAAGCAUUGGCCUAGCGUUUGCAAGAAAGAGGUACUUGAUUACAUGAAGUCAACCUAUAAAACAGCCCGCCGAUUGUUCGAGAUACUGAUAGAAAAUCUUGGAGUGGAACCGGAGGAAUCGAUGUUGGAAUCACUGGCCGGUUUUAAGGUGGUUAACAUGAACUUUUAUCCGGCAUGCCCAAGUCCAGAACUAACCAUAGGUGCUGGACGACAUUCUGACAUGUCAACUCUAACCGUUCUUCUGCAAGAUGAUAAUGGAGGUCUGUUUGUGAAGAUAGAGGAAGAUGUGGGAGCGGGAAAGCAAGAAGAAUGGAUAGAGAUCCCUCCGAUCUCCGGCGCUUUGGUUAUCAAUGUCGGAGAUGCCUUGCAGGUUAGACUUUUCUUUAGGAAAAAAAAAAAUUAACAAAGACUUUUUCAAAUAAAAACAAAUUAACAAAUAAAAUCAUUUCACACAACCAAUAAAUAAUAAAAUGUUUCUUUCUGUUUGAUAGCUCUAUGGCUGAGGAAUAUUUAUUUUAACAUUAUCAAAAUUUUCAGUUUAACUGACGCUGGGUGAUAUGGUAUAAAGUCAAUCCUAGCUUUUCCAUAAUCAAGUUUUUUCUUUUUCCCUAUAAUUUUUGGUAGGAAGUUGCAACUUUAAACUUAGAAAUUCAAAAAUAUUAUAUUUUCAGUAUAACAAAUAUAGCAAGUGUUCCGGGACUACAGUGACAGAGGGAGGGGAACCAGUAGAGGCAAUCGCCUCCCUCCCCUUCAAAUUUGUAUAAGGAAAUUCUAGGAAAAAUUAAAAUUUUAACUAUAUAUUUUAUAAAUUUUUUAUUUUUACCCCUGCUAAAUUCAUUUUACAGAGCACCGUCCCGGCUUUAUUCAAUUAGCUCCGCCACUGCGGAACUGUAGAAAUAUUAACAUUUAGCCUUGAAGUUUUAAAGUUUCAAACACCACAAAUACACGUAAUGGUGUCCCAUGCUGCAUGCACAUAUAUGAAAUUUUUUUUAUUACUCUAUUUUCUGUUUGGUCAAACUCAUCUCUGAUGAUGUGUCAUUUGACAAAGUCUACAAAUAUUGUAAAUUAUGCAGUCGUAUUCGAUAUCCCGCUUUGAUCUAUACACGAUAUAUAAUAACUACUUUGAAUUUUUUUUGCCAGAUCAUAAGCAAUGAUAAAUACAAAAGUUCUGAACACAAAGUCCGAACCACGAGCAAACGAUCAAGAGUGUCAAUUCCACUUUUCGUAGCCCCAAAGCCAACAGAAAAGAUUGGACCGCUGCCUCAACUGGUGGCGCGUGACGGCGGUGCUCUAUACAGGGAAGUAGUGUACCAAGAUUACAGAAUGAACUUCUUUGGGCUUGCUCAUGAUGGAAAGAAAGCCUUAGAUUUUGCCAAAAUAAAUUACCCUAACUAGUAACAAGAUUAUAGAGGAAUCGCAUGUGAUACACCCUCUUGGUCCUAAAAAUAUAUAAGACACAAAUUUGAAUUAACAUAAGUUUAAAUUGAUAUUUUAUAAUUAUGAUCGGAUGGAGUAUGAGCAUGUAAUAGAGUCGGCUUGCACUUGUAUCAUGAUUAUUUAUUGUACACAGAAAAUAAAUAACAGUUCAUAAAUAUCCAACCAAGAAAAAAGUGCUAAUUUCUUUCAAGAUUCGAUGAAUCUUGAGUUUUCAGGCAGCAGCAAGGAAACACCCACAGAGCUUUAAGGGCCUCAGAAGGUUAAUUUGUUGGUCUGCUGCAUGGGAUUUUGAUGAGUAGAACUAAAAUAGCUCUAUAUACUAACGUUUAUUAGGCUCUCUUUGCAUGAAGCUGUCAAUGCGGCCUCCCAAUAUUCAAUCUUUAAUUAAGAUAUAAAAUGCUGUAAAAUUAUUGUUUAUUAGGAACAAACAAAAAAGUUGAAUAUUAAAUGAAAGUGGCAGAAGG
Molecule: messenger RNA, 2507 nt
Organism: Oldenlandia corymbosa var. corymbosa
Lineage: Eukaryota; Viridiplantae; Streptophyta; Magnoliopsida; Gentianales; Rubiaceae
Source: the annotation of a GenBank genome assembly